AUGAACGCCGCCGCCGCUCUUCGGGCUCGUAUGGCCACCUCCUUCAUCGCCCGCCGUGGCUUUUCCACCACCCGUGCCCAGCUCGGUAGCCCUUACCACUACGCCGAGGGUCCUCGCUCCAACAUCCCCUUCAACCCUCACACCAAGUAUUUCUUCUUCAGAUACUGGGCUUUCAUGAUCACCGGAUUCGGUGCUCCCUUCGGCAUUGCCGUCUGGCAGACCUACAAGACCCGGUAA
This is a messenger RNA of Aspergillus affinis, 237 nucleotides long. Its product is annotated as cytochrome c oxidase VIIc family protein. The transcript has 3 exons. Gene Ontology annotation, biological process: mitochondrial electron transport, cytochrome c to oxygen. Lineage: Eukaryota; Fungi; Ascomycota; Eurotiomycetes; Eurotiales; Aspergillaceae. Bases 1 to 237 code for a protein of 78 amino acids. The record is from RefSeq and is a predicted model, not a curated record.